Messenger RNA from Raphanus sativus (radish), 255 nucleotides. Its product is annotated as glycine-rich cell wall structural protein-like. The coding region runs from base 1 to 255 and encodes 84 amino acids. The transcript has 2 exons. The record is from RefSeq and is a predicted model, not a curated record. NCBI's taxonomy places the organism in Eukaryota, Viridiplantae, Streptophyta, Magnoliopsida, Brassicales, Brassicaceae.
AUGGAGAUCUGGGUAAUACUCAUCAUAGCUGCUGGUUCUUUUGUUGGUGUUUUGAUAUUUUUUGUGGCCUUAGCUGGGGGUGGUGAUGGCAGAGAAGGAAAGGGUGGUGAUGGCAGAGAAGGAGAGGGUGGCGGAGGCGGAAUGGGAGAUCUAAGAGGUAGUGAUUAUUCUGGGGGUCAUAGAGGAUUUUCGAAUAGUGGUGGCGGAGUUGGCGGAGUUGGCGGCUGGUUUGGUGGUGGGGGUGGAGCUUUGUGA